UGCGAACUUGGUCCAGCUUUACACUCGCUUUAUAAACCACAGAGCGGUUCGACAGGAAUAAGCAACAGCGCACCACAAAACUCGGAGCUGUCGCCAUUUACCUGUAGCUUUUUCAGGGAUUUCGGUGUUUAGUUGAUUUGAGUCCAUUCGUGUCGUAAUACCAGUAAGUGUUAAGGGAGAAACAGAUCUAUCUGUGAGGACUUCAGUGAAGAACGCGAAUAUCCGGGAGUGUAGCAUCCGCGGCUAUCUGCCUAAACGCAUCAAAUCUGACAGACAGCUAGCGAUAUUUUUUCUGUUUUAGCUGAUUUUGCUGACUGGAAAGUUUUGAUAUUUUGAUUAUUGUAUUUAACAUUUAGCAUAUCGUCCAAGGAGAUCUUAUUUCUCAGAUAUAAUAAUCGCUAAGGCUCCGGAGGCCGCGGAGCCGAGCUGCUAGCUUCUCACUCGUGAGUCGGCAAAGGAGAAAUUGAACCGUCACUUCAUAUCUUGGAAUUUCUGUGGACCACUAACUCCCCCCUUGACAGCUACACAUCUACAGUGACUCGCAUUGUUUGAGGAUUUAUCCUUUUUUUUUCUCCUUGUCUGAAGAUUUUUCUCUGUGUCCUCAACUUCACCGACUAGCAGCUUCCGGCGAGCUGGCGACGCAGCUCUUCUCAGGACAGACUCAACUCUCUGCCUCCAGCCUUUGAGGUGUGAGUCAGCUGCUCGUCUUCUCUGUGGCGGUUCAGGACAGGGCUGUCAUUUAUCAGUCAGUGAUGUCAGAAGAAGGAAAGCAGAGCGUCACACCUGCCCCUGCAUCCACUAUGGACACGAAGUCUGAGUCCACAGCCUCGCCACCGACCGGCCAAGGGGUUUCAUCCGUGUCUCCUCCGGUCUCCACAGUAACGCAGCCAGCACCACCUGCAACUGAGGAUGAGGAGGAGGAGAGCGAAGAUGAAUCAGAAAUCCUGGAGGAAAGCCCCUGUGGACGCUGGCAGAAACGGAGAGAAGAGGUAAACCAGCGCAACGUCCCAGGUAUCGACAAUGCUUAUCUUGCCAUGGACACAGAGGAAGGUGUGGAGGUGGUGUGGAAUGAGGUCAUGUUUUCUGAAAGGAAGAAUUUCAAACUGCAAGAGGAAAAAGUCAAGGCAGUGUUUGAUAACCUCAUCCAGCUGGAACAUGUGAAUAUAGUGAAGUUUCACAAGUACUGGGCAGAUGUGAAGGAGAACAGAGCCAGGGUUAUUUUCAUCACCGAGUACAUGUCUUCUGGGAGCCUGAAGCAGUUUCUAAAGAAGACCAAGAAGAAUCAUAAGACCAUGAAUGAAAAGGCCUGGAAACGUUGGUGCACUCAGAUAUUAUCUGCCUUAAGCUAUUUGCAUUCAUGUGAACCUGCCAUAAUCCAUGGGAACCUGACCUGUGACACCAUUUUCAUACAGCACAAUGGACUCAUUAAAAUCGGAUCAGUGGCCCCAGACACCAUAAAUAACCAUGUUAAGACAUGUCGGGAGGAACAGAAGAGUUUGCACUUCUUUGCUCCAGAGUAUGCAGCUGUUGCCAAUGUCACUACAGCCGUGGACAUAUAUUCCUUUGGAAUGUGCGCCUUAGAGAUGGCUGUGCUGGAAAUCCAAAGUAAUGGAGAGUCCUCAUAUGUGUCACAAGAAGCCAUUAAUAGUGCCAUCCAGUCUCUGGAGGACCCACUGCAGAGAGAGUUUAUUCAGAAGUGUCUGGAGGUGGACCCCAGUAAGAGGCCCACUGCCAGAGAGCUGCUUUUCCAUCAAGCUCUGUUUGAAGUGCCUCUUUUGAAACUAUUGGCUGCACACUGUAUCGUCAGUCACCAGCACAUGAUCCCUGAAAAUGCUUUAGAGGAAAUGACCAAGAACAUGGACCCCAACCAGGUCAUUAUGGAAAGGAAAGAGGUCCAACUAAAACUCUCGCAGUUUCCCGCUUUGGAGCUUGACAAGUUUCUUGAAGAUGUGAGGAACGGGAUCUAUCCGCUGACUGCCUUCGGGGUGCCCUGUCCACAGCAGCCUCAGCAAGAGGCUGUCAAGUCCCCCAUCGUGCCCCCCUCUGUCAAAACACCUACGCCUGAGCCUGCAGAGCUGGAGACCCGGAAGGUUGUGCAAAUGCAGUGCAACAUCGAGCCUGUGGAGGAAGGAGCAAAACAUCAUCUGACCUUACUGCUAAAACUGGAAGAUAAGCUGAACCGACACUUGAGUUGUGAUUUGGCACCAAAUGAGAAUGUACAGGAGUUGGCCGUGGAACUGGUCCAGCUUGGCUUCAUUAGUGAGGGGGAUCAGCCACGUCUCACUACUGUGCUGGAGGAGGCCUUCUCUAGAUUCUACAGCCGUAACGGCUCUCUGAAUCCUGUAACCGUUUCUUCAUAGCAGAGGGUCAGAUCUGCUAGCUCCUCUCCACCAUCCUUUAUCUUCAUGCACGGGACGGGAUGGGACUCUAGCGCUUCAUCACUCAGAGGAUCAUGUGUGAGUUUUGUAGGGAGGGAUCAGAACGCCUUGAACUGAGCCUCAGAAAGAAACGCACCCCUGCGCUCUGUUCUUCACACUGCUUUAGGUGGUGGAAAAGUGUUGGCUGAUGGUUCCCGUGUACAUCUAUUCUGUCAGUGUAGCAGUCUGCUUCUCUGUUUUAAAAGAAGAAAAAGUGACUCCUAUUAUUUAAAUCAGUAUUACGAGCUGUAUUUUGGAUGUGUGGGAUGGGUUACUUCUGGUUUGCACUUCAGCAAACCUUUUUUGUUUUUUCAGGCACAUGUGUAUUUCAUGAUCAUAUUUUUUUCACCCUUUCAAUCAUUCAUUUAUUCUUUUUUUUUUUUUGUGUAAGAGGAAUGCGUUACUGUUAUUUUGAAAUUAUUACCAAAUAAGAUUCUUUGUACCUUUUAAGGCACACAUUAAUUGUGGUUAACUUUGGUCUGCAAUGCAAGAUCUACGACGACUGUGAAAGGAAAGGGGUUCUCCAAACAUUGAAAAAAGCAAACAGAUUAUUUAUCUAUAUGCGUAUGGUCUAUCUUGAAGCGUGUUUCACUUUCUUCAUUGUGGCGGCUGUUUUCUCCCCCUUUAUUACCUGUGAAUGUAUGCUGUAAGUUUCCAUUUUAACGGUUUCUAGGCGAAGGGCACUUGAUUUGACUUGUCUGUUUGGCCUCUGUGACACAGUUAUGAGUUUCAGUAUAAAGCAAGGAUCUCCAGUGCACCAGACGUGUUUAAAUGUGCCUUUGACAGACACAAACAAUCCAUGGACUAACAAACACAUUGUAUUAUUCCUUUUUUUCAUUGAACAGAUCCUGUAGUGUUGUUUUUGUCAACUGGUCUGCAUGCAUGUAUACUGUAACAAUUUUUGGCAUAUUUGCAGUAUAUCAAAACCCUUAGGGUUUCCUGUGUUUUUUGGGGGGCAGCAUCAUUUCAGCCCAAAUGAGCAGUUGGCACUGAUUUGUUUUAUGUUGGUGGCAAUAAAUUUCAAAUUCACCUUGAUGGUAUAUCAACAUAUGUUACAAGAAGCUAAUUUGUAAUUAUGCAUGAAAUGCAGUUUAGCAUCUGAGAAACUCUAGUUCUCUUCUGAUUGCUAAUUGUGUUGCUUGUUUAUUAUUAAUUAUACUGGCUAGAUUUGCAAAUUGCUUCAGAUAUCAGACAGCGGAGUUGAAAUGAUGCCCGAAACAUUGAAAAGCACACAACAAACAAUGCUUUCUUUUGUUGAUGCAGACCAGCAGUGACAAAUUAGAAAAUUUGAAAUGGAUGAUUCAUUCUGUGGUUGUUUUGAAAGAAACCUUUGUAUCAAUCCCUCUCUCUGUUUGAUCUGUCUAACGGGACGAAACUAUUGCCCAGAAUAAUUUUGCCUAGUUUGUCUCAUGCUGAACAUUCAGAAACUCAUAACUGCUUUUACUCUAUUAAAUUCUUUCAAUUUGCACCAUUCGUUGAUAUAAAGAUGAGAUACGGAGUACUUCUAUUCUCUGUCUGUUUCAUUUCAGCUCACAAGUACAAUAUUAAAAGGAAAAAUUCACCCAAGAAGCUAAA
Molecule: messenger RNA, 3992 nt
Organism: Carassius auratus (goldfish)
Lineage: Eukaryota; Metazoa; Chordata; Actinopteri; Cypriniformes; Cyprinidae
Product: nuclear receptor-binding protein-like
Exons: 18
Coding region: 753-2360 (535 amino acids)
Biological process (GO): protein phosphorylation
Molecular function (GO): protein kinase activity; ATP binding
Source: RefSeq, a predicted model, not a curated record